Aspergillus chevalieri is the source of this 1203-nucleotide messenger RNA. Its product is annotated as class I SAM-dependent methyltransferase. The record is from RefSeq and is a predicted model, not a curated record. Bases 1 to 1203 code for a protein of 400 amino acids. Gene Ontology annotation, molecular function: methyltransferase activity. The transcript has a single exon. NCBI's taxonomy places the organism in Eukaryota, Fungi, Ascomycota, Eurotiomycetes, Eurotiales, Aspergillaceae.
AUGGAUAGCAUGACCUCGAGCACAAUUCCCGCGAUGACAGCUGCUGCCUCUGGUUCCGACCUGAAUUCGACCCUCAGUUCCACUGGCCGCGGCUGGGCAGGGACGUCAACCUCCUCCCUCUCCUCCCUACAAAACGACUACAGUACCUACCCUCUGAUUCACCAUGGCGACCGAACCUAUCUGAGAGACCCUGAAAACCUCUACCCGUUACCAUGUGACCUGCCCGAAAUCCAUCGUCAGUCCCUACGCACCCUUAUGCUCAUCCGCGUUUUUGGCGGCCCUUUCGGUACUCCGUCGCUUGCUGAAAAACCCCCGAAGCGAGUAUUGGAAUUGGCAUGCGGCUCGGGUCUCUGGUCGAGCCUCUGUCACGAUUACUUCGCCCGUCGCGGACACCCCAACAUCUCCUUCACCGGUCUUGACAUCGUCUCAGUUGCCCCUGAUUUGCGGAAAAAGGGUGUGAAUUGGCAGUUCAAACGGCAUGAUUUACGCAAACCCCGUCUGCCCUUUCCCGAUGACUACUUCGACUUCGUUUUCAUUAAAGAUGCAGGAAUGUGUCCAUCAAGUCCAGCACAACAGGCAUCGGGAUUGAGUGAGCCAUUGCGCGUUCUCAAAUCGGGGGGUGUUUUGGAAAUUUGGGAUUCAGAUUGGGUUUUCCGAUCGUUAAUACCCAACCCUGCCCCUGCUCGUAAAUUAGCCUCAAGAGAACAAGAAACUGCCGACACCACCGCGACAUACACGUUCUCAUCCGCAACUCCAUUUACAAGAGCGCAGAAUAAGUACCUGCAGGACUACAAUUCCUGGCUUGAGACAGCAUUUGACCGGCGCAAACUUUCCGCGAUGCCAUGCGCGACAAUUGGCCUGUCUUUCAAUGCUGAAGUUGACAUUCUGGAAAACGUGGAUAGUCGUCGCAUUGCGAUUCCACUGGGGGAGUUGCGGUGGGAACGAGAAGGGCAUGGCAGAGAUUCCACCGGCCGUACUCGGAAAACCUUAACCUCAGAUCAAUUUGCAAUACGACGCACGGCUCUCCUCACGGUUAUUCAGAUGAUCGAAGGAAUGGAGCCUAUGCUCAUGGAAGCCAGUGGAAAAAGCCGAGAUGAAUGGGACAGAUGGUGGACUGCCAUGACCGCAGAUCUGUUCCAGAAAGAUGGCCUCACCAGCGGGGAAUGUUUGGAAGUGAGUGCCUGGUGGGGUCGAAAGAAAUAA